CUGAAGUCUUUUCAGUUGAUAAACGCUCGUGCUCAACUCAACAUCAUUGCCGCGAGAACUCGUUUCCCAUUAACUAUAAUAAAGUAUACAACGAGUGGCAAUUGGUUUAUUGUGUGUGCUGUUGUAAAAUUGAAUUUGUUUUGUGUCAUAAAAGCUAGUAUUGUAUUGUAUUCUAUAUAGAACAAAGUGUGCACUUAUAUACUGUGCCAGCAUUUAUUACUAACAUGGAUAAUAAUUUGGAAAAUCAAAAAUUGGUGAAGGGUAUUUCGGAAAUAAAAUUGGAUAAACUCGAUCCGAAUGUAUCGAUCGAUAUGGAAGCGCCAGAGUUCAGGGAAUUUGCAAAAUCUAUGGUUGAUUAUAUCGCCGACUAUUUGGAGAAUAUACGAGAUAGACGUGUUCUUUCCGAUGUGAAACCUGGCUAUUUGCGUCCUCUUAUCCCUGAUGCUGCACCAGAGACGCCUGAAAGCUGGGAGGAUGUUAUGAAGGACAUUGAACGGGUUAUAAUGCCUGGUGUUACGCACUGGCAUAGUCCUAAAUUUCAUGCUUAUUUUCCAACGGCGAACUCAUAUCCAGCCAUAGUAGCUGACAUGCUGAGUGGUGCUAUUGCUUGCAUCGGAUUCUCUUGGAUUGCCAGUCCUGCAUGCACCGAAUUGGAAGUAGUAAUGUUGGAUUGGUUGGGCAAAAUGAUAGGCUUGCCGAAAGAGUUCUUGGCUUGCUCAGGGGGCAAGGGCGGUGGCGUUAUACAAGGAACAGCUAGUGAAGCUACUUUGGUGGCUCUGUUGGGCGCAAAAGCCAAAAAAAUUGAAGAAAUCAAAAAGCUGCAUCCAGACUGGAGUGAUAAUACAAUUAUUUCAAAGUUGAUUGGUUACAGCUCAUCUCAGGCACAUUCUUCGGUGGAGCGUGCCGGACUUUUGGGUGGUGUUAAAUUGCGUGCAGUGUCAGCAGAUGAAAAUAACAGGCUUCGGGGCGAGACGCUAGAAGCAGCUAUAAAAGAGGAUUUGGAGAAUGGACUUAUACCAUUUUAUGCCGUAGUCACCCUGGGCACCACUAAUUCUUGUGCUUUUGAUCACUUGGACGAAUGUGGUCCUGUUGGCAACAAAUACGGGGUCUGGGUGCACGUGGACGCUGCCUAUGCUGGUGCCGCUUUCAUCUGCCCCGAAUAUCGCCACCUCAUGAAAGGAAUGGAAACAGCUGAUUCGUUUAAUUUUAAUCCCCAUAAAUGGAUGCUGGUGAAUUUUGAUUGCAGCGCUAUGUGGCUAAAGGAUCCCAGUUGGGUGGUUAAUGCGUUCAACGUUGACCCAUUGUAUUUGAAGCAUGACAUGCAGGGUUCCGCCCCCGAUUAUAGACAUUGGCAAAUUCCAUUGGGGCGCCGCUUCCGUGCUUUAAAACUGUGGUUUGUACUACGUUUAUACGGGGUGCAAAAUUUGCAAGCACACAUAAGACGUCACUGCGGCUACGCCACACAAUUUGCUAACCUUUGUAGAGCCGAUAAUCGAUUUGAGAUUGUUGGUGAUGUAAAUAUGGGUCUUGUCUGUUUCCGACUGAAGGGCCCUAAUGAAAGGAAUGAGAAGCUAUUAAAACACAUUAAUGGGCGCGGAAAGAUUCAUAUGGUGCCAAGCAAAAUAAAUGAUAUAUACUUUUUGCGCAUGGCAGUUUGUUCCAGAUUUACUAAGCCAGAGGACAUGGAUUAUUCUUGGAAGGAAGUGAGUGAAGCCGCUGAUGAUAUCUGUAAGGAAUAAAGUAUAAGUAUUAAAAAGGAAGACUUGCAAUAUGCAACAAUAAAUGACUCAUUUAGGGAACGAACCUGAAGAUGUACUUCAAUAGGUUUUACGACAACGAAUGCCUGUGAACAUUCUAUAUAUUCCAUUAGAACGUAAUUACUUAAAAUAUUGUAUUAUUCCUGUUGAUAUUGUGACCAAAACUAUAUACUCAAAGCUUUUAGCGGUUUUGCAUUGUUGUUGUGUUAUUUGCUUAUAAAUAAGCUAUUUAUAUUGUUUUUUCAAAACUCAAGUUCACUCAAAUAAAACUGAGCAAAAAUA
Anastrepha ludens (Mexican fruit fly) is the source of this 2039-nucleotide messenger RNA. Its product is annotated as aromatic-L-amino-acid decarboxylase. The transcript has 6 exons. Gene Ontology annotation, molecular function: pyridoxal phosphate binding; aromatic-L-amino-acid decarboxylase activity. The coding region runs from base 225 to 1739 and encodes 504 amino acids. NCBI's taxonomy places the organism in Eukaryota, Metazoa, Arthropoda, Insecta, Diptera, Tephritidae. The record is from RefSeq and is a predicted model, not a curated record. Gene Ontology annotation, biological process: serotonin biosynthetic process; catecholamine metabolic process; amino acid metabolic process.